AUGACUUAGAGUUAGAGAUUCUCUCUCCAGAGGAAUUCACAGUGAUUGAAGACAUUUCCGUUACCGUGGAGACUAAGUACCCUAGAGUACCCCAGAUGGCCGGGAUGCAGGGUUGAGGAGAAAGACACGUAGCCUCACGUAGCUGACACUCGGUUGCAAGUGAUCCACUGUGAUCCAACGGGCAGCCAACCGGAAAAAUCUUUCUCCCCAAAAGCUCGCCCUCUUUGAUACUAUGAUUGAUGAGUAUCAUUUUGUAGACUGUAUAUAAGACCUACAUGGGCCUUCUAUGGGGUAUUGAGCUGCAGCCCUCUUCUCUUUUUCUCUGCUGGUCAGAGAAUCAUAUUGAAUCCCAAGCUAUACACGUACUGCGAAGUUGCCUACCGUUUUUCACGCCCUCCUCCCCCUCCCCCGGACUAAUACACAACUCGGAAUCAUUGCCGGAAAUCAUGCGUAUUGUCUACGUCGUAGCUCUCACCAUUGGGCUGCUCUCCCCUGCGUACGCAGUGCCCCGGCCUAUUUCGGUCCCAAUCGAGAAUCCAGUGGGGUCAUUGCAGGCUCGUGGUCCGUCGGAGCCCCUUCAACCAAAGGAUGUUGAACUGUACAUUUCAUUUACCGGGGCUUCGACGAAGAAACCUUCGGAAGACGAAUCCAAGCUUGCAAAAGACACGGUGCAAGGUUAUUUGGACACGAUAUAUGACAAGCGACAGGUUUCUUUCCGUGAAAGUACUUUUUACUUCUUCCAGGACAACAAAGGGACCGUCCGGUUUAAGGUGAUGGAUCCCGUGGGGCAGCUGAUCAAAUCCCUCGGGAUUAGGUGCGGCACUCCGUGUAGUGGGGUGGCCAGAAAGAAACCUUUAAUAGCUUCUCAACCUGCCUUGGGACAUAGUUAUGAAGGAAAACUUGUUGAAGGUGUAGAGGGGUGGCCAACGCUUCCUUGAACUACGAGAGAUAGGUUACUAGAAGAUACAAUUAGUGGUGCAUCGGCAUAUCUCAUUAUGUGAAGACUGGGCAUUUCCUUGAUUUAACUUUCUAACAUUGCCUCGUGUAAGUCCGCCGAAGCGUUGCGGCCGUCCGACGGUGGCUGAGCAGGUUCAGGCUAGCUGGCAGUGGUCGGCCCUUUGUUCUUGGCCGCUUUGAUAAUGCAAGCGCCAUUUCUCGCUGGUAAUUUUCCUCUGCAAUUUUCAGUUUGCCCGAAGA
Messenger RNA from Lentinula edodes (shiitake mushroom), 1197 nucleotides. RefSeq lists its product as uncharacterized. Bases 276 to 938 code for a protein of 220 amino acids. The record is from RefSeq and is a predicted model, not a curated record. The transcript has 2 exons. NCBI's taxonomy places the organism in Eukaryota, Fungi, Basidiomycota, Agaricomycetes, Agaricales, Omphalotaceae.